CAGCUCCCGGCGUGCACCGCGCGCUGCGGCGCGUGGCCCCGCUCGGCCGCCGUCGCGCCGCCAUGGGGGCCGCCGUGUUCUUCGGGUGCGCGGGCAUCGCCUUCGGGCCGGCGCUGGCGCUCGUGCUGCUCACGGUGGCGGCGGAGCCGCUGCGCGUCAUCAUCCUCGUGGCCGGGGCUUUUUUCUGGCUGGUGUCUCUGCUCCUGGCGUCUUUGAUCUGGUUCGUUUCGGUCCAUCUCAGCGACCGGGAGGACUCCAAGCUUCAGUACAACCUCCUCGUCUUCGGGGCCGCCGUCUCCGUGCUGCUGCAGGAGGUGUUCAGAUUCGCCUACUUCAAGCUGCUGAAGAAGGCGGACGAAGGCUUGGCUAUGAUCAGCGAGGACGGCCGGUCCCCCAUCUCCCUCAAGCAGAUGGCCUACGUGUCGGGCCUGUCCUUCGGGAUCAUCAGCGGCGUGUUCUCCGUCAUUAACAUCCUGGCGGACUCCAUCGGGCCCGGCGUCGUCGGGAUCCACGGGGACUCGCCGUACUACUUCAUCACGUCGGCCUUCCUCACCAUGGCCGUCGUCUUCCUCCACACCUUCUGGGGAGUGAUCUUCUUCGACGCCUGCGAGAAGCGCCGCUACUGGUGCCUGGGGCUGGUCGUCGCCAGCCACCUCGUCACGUCAGGGCUGACGUUCCUGAACCCCUGGUACGAGGCCAGCCUGGUCCCUAUCUAUGUCAUGACGGUCUGCAUGGGCGCCUGGGCCUUCUUCACGGCCGGCGGCUCCCUCCGCAACGUCCUCAAGUGCCUCUCCUGCAAGCCGGAGGAAGACGGCAGAGUGAUGAUGUACUCGGCGCUGCGGGUGCCCUUCGAGGACUGAGCAUCUCUGCAGCAGCCCGCGGCCCUGCCCAAGUGCCCUGUUCGUGGCAGCUGGACCCUCUCACGGCACCGCUACCUGCGCCGGGCGGGGGGCUCGGGCCCCUCCGGCCCCCUCCCCAGCCGCAGUGGGGCUGGGGCAGCCUCCGCCCCAGGAAUUGGGAGAGAUCGGGACCCUCCAGCGUUCCCGGGCGGCUCUGCGGGAGAGGCUGAGCCCCGACGCGGCCUCUCGCCGCUCGACGAAGCUCUCGUUCGCGCGGGGCCCGUGGCGCAGGCCCUGCUCCGGAGUCGCUUCCUGGGGCCGCUCCCGCCCCGCCGGUGCCGCGCUCCGGCCGCGCGGAGCCUCCCAACCUCGGCGCUGCCCUUGGCUUCGUCAGCGACUCUUUGGGGUUGUAUUUUCUUAUUGGGGGGGGGGAGAGGGGAGCGGUCUGAGUGCCGGGGGGGCCCCGAGCUCGGUGCAGACCCCGGCGGGAGCAGGACCCGGCGGAGAGGGCGACGCUCGAGCAGCCCAGCCUUCAUCCCGGAGCUGACCGGCCUCCCCCUCGCUCUGCAGGGCAAGAGGGGCUCUGGGACGCGCCGAGUCGCUGCUGUUUUUGGGGACCGGGGGGGCCAGUCGCUGCCCCUCUCGCGAGCUUUCCAACCUCGCUCCUUGGGUCUUUUCUACUCCCCUGGGAGCACUUGUUACUGUACGGGGGGGGGGGGCUGGGGGUUAAAUUAUUUUUUUGAUUCAGAGUAAAAUUCUUUUAAUAGA
Molecule: messenger RNA, 1607 nt
Organism: Dromaius novaehollandiae (emu)
Lineage: Eukaryota; Metazoa; Chordata; Aves; Casuariiformes; Dromaiidae
Gene: APH1A
Product: aph-1 homolog A, gamma-secretase subunit
Exons: 7
Coding region: 63-860 (265 amino acids)
Biological process (GO): positive regulation of catalytic activity; Notch receptor processing; protein processing
Cellular component (GO): endoplasmic reticulum; gamma-secretase complex; membrane
Molecular function (GO): protein-macromolecule adaptor activity
Source: RefSeq, a predicted model, not a curated record